AUGCGUCCCGACGCCAUCUCCGUUCUGGCAGCUUUCCUCGCUGUUGGCGGUAUCCAGCUCGUCGCAGCCCAAGAUCUCCCCGAAGCGCACGCUCAGCGGCCGCGCUGGUACUUCCCGCAGGAAGUCAAGCGAACGAUUCGCAGAAAUGCUGAGCCCGACCCUAGCUCCCUCGACGGCCUUUUCGACAAUCUGAAACCUAUCCAGCUUUCUUCCGCGGCUACUACUACCGCCCCGGAAAGCUCUGCCGCUCAGCCCCAGAAGGGACAGGCAGUCGUUGUUGUAACCAUCUCGGUCGAUCCCAAGAACCCCGAGAUCACCCACCGUAUUACGGGUACUUCAAUCAUCGGCGGUGAACCGACUGGUACCACCACCACGACUACCCAGCAGACAGGAGGUUCGAGCACAGAGGCUACCAGUAAGAAGAGCUCCGAAGCCGCAUCUGCUGAUGCGGAAACCACACGAAACCAGGGGUCGGUGGUCGACUCAUCCGUCAAGGCUUCGACUACGCCUGUUUCGACCAAAGCCUCUACCAACGGUCUCGUUGGUGAUUUGACAUCGGGUUUGGGUAACCUGCUCGGAGGCGAUACCACAUCCUCGACUGCGACCACCACAUCCUCGACUGCGACCACCACCUCGGACUCGUCGGCCAAGAUAACUUCGGCCGCGUCCUCUUCAUCUGCUGCGCCCUCCAGCGAGGGUCUCCUUGGUGACCUGAGCUCGAAAUUAGGCGGUCUUGUCGGCGAAUCAACAACCAACAGCUCCGCCUCUGCGACAUCCACUGUCCCCUCUAGCGCCAACAAGAUCAGCAGCGCAUCCUCGAGUGCAGUCUCGAGCACAUCAAGCUCGGGGUCGGAUCUCCUCGACCUUUUGGGCCUAGGUGACAAGUCUUCCACCAGCAAGAGCACAAAUACUACCUUAUCUUUGGGCACUUCUAGUUUGCCUACCAUCCCAGUCAGCGUGCCUGCUUCUACUACCAACCCGCCGUCGACCACUCACACUGCAACUGCAACUGCAACUUCUGGUGAUCUCGUCGGCAGUCUUAUCUCGAGCGUGGAUUCCCUGAUUAGUGUUACAUCUACUAGCACUGGUAGCACUGCUUUGAUUUCUAGUGCGUCUAAGCCGAGUACUCUUCUGCCGCCCAAGUCGACUGGUCUCAUUUCUGGCCCGGCAGGUACCAACACCGGUGUCAUCCCCACCCCAACCAGUACACUUGGAUCGGUCCCCGUCCCGCACUCGCACAGCUCAGAGUCUACAUCUACAUCUGGAUCCGAGACUGUCUCUGGAUCUACCGCCACCUCGGUCCCUUUGUUAGGCACUACUACGACCUCUGUUUCCGGAAGUGCAUCUUAUGAGGGCUCCAAGGUUCCCACGUCCACCUCUCACCCAGCAUUUACCUCUCACCCCUUGUCAACUUCGACGACUUCGACAACAACCUCGAGCAAAGAGGUGAGCACGACCAAGCCCACUGUGGAGUCUCAAACCCCGACUGAGACGCUGGCGCCCCCCACCUCCAAUGUCAACGACUGGAUGCCAUCGACCAUCCUUAUCGUGCCUACCGUGACGGCCACCCAGAGCUCGACCUCUGGCGAGACAGCGAAGCCAACGGCACCAUCACUCCCCGGUUCUAUCACACCAUCGCACGAGGUGACCGAGCCCCCGUCUGACUCUAUCUUGCUCCAGCUUGGUUUCAACAGCCAGCUGCCCUGGUCAUUUGUUGCAACCACUCCCUUGUCAUCAUCGCAGAUCUUCAACUACACCCCCCAGGCUAUUGAAAACGCUUUGCCAGCCCUCUCUGCUAAGGACGGCCCAGUUAUGUUUGCUAUUGAGCCUUACUACAACUGGAAGUCCACUGGCUACAACGCCACCAUUGCUAUCUUCUAUUUCCCUCGAGAUAAGGUUGACGCCCUGCAAGCACUCAAGGUCAACCCCAACUCUGCUCUAUACAAACAGAAUAGCGAAUCCAUCAAGUCAUUGAUGGCAAUGGUUGAUCCCACAAUUCCCCUCGAGUUCUCCGGAAACUACCCCAAUGGCAACAGCGACUCGACUGGCGGCAACACCCAGGGCGGCAGUGAUGAUGGCCCGGACAGUGGCAACAACAACAACAACACUGAUGGUUCUGCCGGCAGCUCCAAGGCUAAGGCUAGCUCUGUCGGCAUCGGAGUCGGUGUUGUAGCCGGUGCUGCGGCUUACGGUGCGGGUAUGUUCUGGGUUGCCCGUCGCUACCGCAAGAGAAAGCAGCUGCACCAGCGCUCUAGCUCGACCGUUGAGCAGAUGAGUCAGGGGGGUUCCGCCGCUGGCUCGAUGUUCGCUGCCGGUGGCCGUGUCCCUAGCCAUGGUAGCCGUGGAACUGCUCGCUCGCAGAUGAUCAGCGCUCCCGUUAUGGCGGAGAAUUCUUUGGGAUGGAAUUAA
Messenger RNA from Penicillium coprophilum, 2409 nucleotides. RefSeq names its product putative mucin family signaling protein Msb2. The record is from RefSeq and is a predicted model, not a curated record. Bases 1 to 2409 code for a protein of 802 amino acids. Gene Ontology annotation, molecular function: osmosensor activity. Gene Ontology annotation, cellular component: site of polarized growth; cell surface; plasma membrane. The transcript has a single exon. NCBI's taxonomy places the organism in Eukaryota, Fungi, Ascomycota, Eurotiomycetes, Eurotiales, Aspergillaceae. Gene Ontology annotation, biological process: osmosensory signaling pathway via Sho1 osmosensor; establishment of cell polarity; signal transduction involved in filamentous growth.